AUGGUUGACCCCAUAUCUAUACUCGGCCUAGUAGCCCAAGUUUCCCACCUCAUCCGACGCGCCUACGACUACGGCAAAGCAGUCCACGAUGCCCAAAGUGAUAUGCGCAAGCUCUACACUGAGCUUCUCGCUCUGAAGGGUGUAUUAGAACAACUUGAAGAAUUAGAUAUCGCGUCCGCAGAGCCUGACAUAGCCGAUUUGAAACGCUCCACAGAGUUUCGCAGCACUUUAUCUUCGACUUCAGAGCUUUUAGGUCGUCUUAUGGAGAAUCUCAAUAAGAAACAAACUUCAUCUCGUCGAGUGAAUGCGUUUCUAUGGCCAUGGGUAAAAGAUGAUGUGAAGGCGGAUAUUCAAGAUCUUGAACGUGUGAAGACUUGGUUGAUCGUGAUGAUGAUGGCUGACAGCUCUCCCAAAAGGCUCCAUGCUAAGGUCAUUAAAAAGAGAAUGGCGGGUACUGGAUCAUGGCUCCUAGACGGCGACUUCAGAGCCUGGAUGGACGGUGGUGCAGACUCCCCCAGAAUCCUCUGGCUUCGUGCUGGUUCCGGAAAAACAACAUUACACGCCGCUGCUGUCGAAAAGCUCAAGCUAGUGCAGCAAGAAGAUCCUAACAUCGGUCAAGCGUACUUCUACUGCUCUUUCGAUGACAGAGAAUCUCAACAGCCUCUCAAUAUUCUUGGGUCUAUCUUGUAUCAACUCUCAGAACAUCAUCCCGAAGCCCUGACAAGUAUCGAUAAAUUGCGCAAAUCCGGGGAUAUCUUGGGAGAGAGUGUCCUCAUGAGACUAAUCUCAGAACACAUGUCAAGUUUCGAAAGGUUCUACAUAUCAGUUGAUGCAAUUAACGAGAGUCUUAGGUGCAUGGAGGUGUUUGAGAUGCUUCUACAUCUCAUUGCCGUCAACCCCAACGUGCGACUGUUUAUCACAGCCAUAUCUAGCUGUUCACAUUGGCUAGAUGAUCUUCAACUGGAAGAACCACCGAACAUGAUUGAGGUUGAUAUGGGUACAGGAGAUGCUGAUAAAGAUAUCGGCUUCUAUAUUAUGACCAGGAUUAGCGAGGAGCGUCUUCUCAAACGACUGAGCAAUGAGACGAAACUCCAGUUGCGCGAGAAGGUAUUUGGUAGCGCGAAUGGAAUGUUUCGGUACGCCCAAUGUCAACUUGACUCCCUCAGCACUCUCCGAACAGCUAAGAUGGUCUUACAGGCCCUGGAUAAUCUCCCAAAGGAUAUUUACGAAGUCUACGAAAGGAUUCUGCUCAGCAUUCCCGAAGCAGACAUACUUCUCGCUCGGGAAUCUCUCUUCUUCCUCUCUGUGGCGCUGCGGCCACUUACCAUACAAGAGCUGGCAGAAGCUGCAGUUCUGGAAGAUUACAAACGACGCAUCGACGAGGAGUGUAGACUCCCCGAGCCCAUGGUGUUGCUGGAGAUAUGCCAAGGCCUCAUCGACUACGAUGCAGCAACAAGUGUGGUUACACUGUCGCAUUCAUCGGUCAGGGCAUAUAUAACCUCCAGUAUCACGCGUGAAGGCGAGAUUGGCUAUUUUAGCUACGAUAUCUCUGGCAUACAUGCCGAUAUUGCCCAUAAAUGCUUAUCAUAUCUCCUUCUCGAAAGCUUCCAAGACGGAUGCUGCACCAACGAAGAGCUUGAGAGAAAGUUUCGCGACUAUCCUCUUCUUCGCUACGCCUCUCAAUAUUGGCCACACCACGAAAGAUUAACUGACCGCCAUGGACGCCACGAGACCUCUGCUUUGGCAUUUUGCCUAAGCCAUAAGAAAGCUGGUGGCGGCAACUUUAACUUCUGGGUUCAGUGUCUAUUGCCUUAUUCAUCGAGAGACACUAUUACGGCGACCGAGCCUCUGUACUACGCUUCUUCCUUCGGGCUUGCAGAUAUCGUCGCAAGUCUGCUGACAUCUGAAGGGGUAGAUGUUGACGCUCAGGGUGGUCGUUUCGAAUCUAGUGCAUUGCAUGCAGCAUGCUACAGAGGCCAUGUUGAAAUAGCCCGUCAGUUACUUGAGUGCGGCGCAGAUAUUAAUCUCUGUGAUAGUGAUGGUUGCACGGCGUUAUUUUGGGCAGAGAAGUUGGGACGAAGUGAUAUUGUUGAUCUUUUGCAGGAUCCUAAAUAUGCACAAACUCAAGGACGCAUUGUUGUCACACUCUCGGAUCUUGCCGACGAAAUCGACUAUCCGAUAUGGUUCUGCUGUACCUGCAAUGGCGCACGAACACGAGGAAGAUAUAAGCAUUGCUGGAGAUGUCGUCACGAGAAAUGCGAGAAGUGCAUCAAAGUGGCUGGCUUGGAGGAUGUUGAGAAGAUUCCAGAGUCGCAAAGCCGAUGGUUAUGUUGUAACUGUGAGGCGGGGCCUUUAAAGAUUGAGGCGAAGGACUGCCGAGAUUGUGAACAUGAGAAAUGUCGAAGGUGCUGGGUCUUUAAUGUUUCAAUUUGA
Messenger RNA from Fusarium subglutinans, 2433 nucleotides. RefSeq names its product ankyrin repeat-containing protein. Lineage: Eukaryota; Fungi; Ascomycota; Sordariomycetes; Hypocreales; Nectriaceae. Gene Ontology annotation, molecular function: protein binding. Bases 1 to 2433 code for a protein of 810 amino acids. The record is from RefSeq and is a predicted model, not a curated record. The transcript has 5 exons.